This is a messenger RNA of Sapajus apella (tufted capuchin), 1895 nucleotides long. RefSeq names its product interleukin 17 receptor B (gene IL17RB). The record is from RefSeq and is a predicted model, not a curated record. The transcript has 11 exons. Gene Ontology annotation, molecular function: interleukin-17 receptor activity. Lineage: Eukaryota; Metazoa; Chordata; Mammalia; Primates; Cebidae. Bases 78 to 1583 code for a protein of 501 amino acids.
CGAGAAGGGGCGGCCCCGGGGCACCGGGAUAAGAGCGCAGCGUGCGGCCUGCCGGGGUCCCGGGCGGUAGCUCCGCGAUGUCGCUCGUGCUGCUGAGCCUGGCCGCCCUGUGCAGGAGCGCCGUACCCCGAGAGCCGACCAUUCAAUGUGGCUCUGAAACUGGGCCGUCUCCAGAGUGGAUGCUACAACAUGAUCUAACCCCUGGAGACUUGAAGGACGUCCGAGUGGAAACUGUUAAAAUGAAUGUUGCAACAGGGGACUAUUCAAUUUUGAUGAAUAUAAGCUGGGUACUCCGGGCAGAUGCCAGCAUCCGCUUGUUGAAGGCCACCAAGAUAUGUGUGACGGGCAAAAGCAACUUCCAGUCCUACAGCUGUGUGAGGUGCAAUUACACAGAGGCCUUCCAGACUCAGACCAGACCCUCUGGCGGCAAAUGGACAUUUUCCUACAUAGGCUUCCCUGUGGAGCUGAACACAGUCUAUUUCAUUGGAGCCCAUAAUAUUCCUAAUGCAAAUAUGAAUGAAGAUGGCCCAUCCAUGUCUGUGAAUUUCACCUCACCAGGCUGCCUAGACCACAUAAUGAAAUAUAAAAAGAAAUGUGUCAAGGCUGGAAGCCUAUGGGCUCCGAACAUCACUGCUUGUAAGAAGAAUGAGACGGUAGAAGUGAACUUCACAACCAGUCCCCUUGGAAACAGAUACAUGGCUCUUAUCCAACACAGCACCGUCAUUGGGUUUUCUCAGGUGUUAGAGCCAUACCAGAACGAACAAGCGCGAGCUUCAGUGGUGAUUCCAGUGACCGGGGAAAGUGAAGGUGCUGUGGUGCAGCUGACUCCGUAUUUUCCUACUUGUGGCACCGACUGCAUCCGGCACAAAGGAAAGGUGGUGCUCUGCCCACAGACAGGCGUCCCUUUCCCUCUGGAUAACAACAGAAGCAACCUGGGAGGCUGGCUGCCUUUCCUCCUGCCAUCUAUAUUGGUGGCCACAUGGGUGCUGGCAGCAGGGAUCUAUCUAAUAUGGAGGCACGAAAGGAUCAAGAAGACUUCCUUUUCCACCACCACGCUACUGCCCCCCAUUAAGGUUCUUGUGGUUUACCCAUCUGAAAUAUGUUUCCAUCACACAGUUUGUCACUUCACUGAGUUUCUUCAAAACCAGUGCAGAAGUGAGGUCAUCCUUGAAAAGUGGCAGAAAAAGAAAAUAGCAGAGAUGGGUCCAGUGCAGUGGCUUGCUGCUCAAAAGAAGGCAGUGGACAAAGUCAUCUUCCUUCUUUCCAAUGACAUCAACAGUGUGUGUGAUGGUACCUGUGACAAGACUGAGGGCAACCCCAGUGAAAACUCUCAAGACCUCUUCCCCCUUGCCUUUAACCUUUUCUGCAGUGAUCUAAGAAGCCAGACUCAUCUGCACAAAUAUGUGGUGGUCUACUUUACAGAGACUGAUACCAAAGAUGAUUAUGAUGCUCUCAGUGUCUGCCCCAAGUACCACCUCAUGAAGGAUACCACUGCUUUCUGUGCAGAACUUCUCCACGUCAAGCAGCAGGUGUCAGUGGGAAAAAGAUCACAAGCCUGCCACAACAGCUGCUGCUCCUUAUAGUGUACCCAUGAGACGCAAGAGACCUUAAAAGCUUCCUAUCCCACCAAUUACAGGGGAAAAAAAAGUGUCUGUGAUGAUCCUGAAGCUCACUCUACAGCCUACAAAUAGCCUUAAAACAUUUUAUGCCAAUAAAAUUGUUUCAAAUAUUGCUAACUAGCAUUAACUAAAGAAUUGACUAGUAGCAUUAACUAAAGAAACUACAUUUACAACUUCAAAGCUAUAUCAAUUUUAUACAUAGAAAUGAAUUACAAUUAUAAUUGAAAACUAUAACCAUUUUGAUAAUGCAGCAAUAAAGUGUCUUCCAGCCAAACA